Messenger RNA from Pseudocercospora fijiensis CIRAD86, 171 nucleotides. RefSeq lists its product as uncharacterized. Bases 1 to 171 code for a protein of 56 amino acids. The record is from RefSeq and is a predicted model, not a curated record. NCBI's taxonomy places the organism in Eukaryota, Fungi, Ascomycota, Dothideomycetes, Mycosphaerellales, Mycosphaerellaceae. The transcript is spliced from 3 exons.
AUGCGCCUAAUUAUGCUCGUUCUGCCUCGAAACGCGAGAUGCCGCAACAGAGUCGGUCUUCGAUUGGACAGGAUGUCGGCGGCGGCGAUCGCUGCGGACGCUAGUCUUUCCAACCGACUUGUUGUUGUCCCGCAGCUAAAGCUAAGCUUCGACGGAGCUCUGAACUUAUAA